This is a messenger RNA of Medicago truncatula (barrel medic), 1335 nucleotides long. Its product is annotated as protein DMR6-LIKE OXYGENASE 1. The transcript has 3 exons. The coding region runs from base 141 to 1199 and encodes 352 amino acids. NCBI's taxonomy places the organism in Eukaryota, Viridiplantae, Streptophyta, Magnoliopsida, Fabales, Fabaceae. The record is from RefSeq and is a predicted model, not a curated record.
GCAUGUUGACCGAUAGAUACAUAGUUUAUAUACAAUUCCAUAAUGAUAAGAUAAAAUAUAAGGUGCACAUAUAUGGUCACACAUCAGCACUCAGCAUAGUAAUCAAUGUUUGAAUUAUUAGUUUAGUGGUAGCAGGAAACAUGGAAGAGGUGGAUCAAGCUUUCAUUCAAAACCCAGAAAACAGACCAAAACUCUCCAUCACCCAAGCUGAAGGCAUUCCCGUAAUCAACCUCUCCCCAAUAAUCCACAACACAGUUCAAGACUCCUCUGCCAUACAAGCCUUAGUCAAAGAGAUAUCAAGUGCUUGCAAGGAAUGGGGUUUCUUCCAAGUUACAAAUCAUGGUGUCCCUCCCACUCUAAGGCUCAAAAUGGAAGAAGCUUCUAAGAUGUUCUUCGCACAGAGCCUGGAGGAUAAGAAGAAGAUUACCACAGAUGAUACCGGUUUGCCUGGUUAUCAUGAUACAGAGCACACCAAGAAUGUAAGAGACUGGAAAGAAGUGUUUGAUUUUCUCUCUAAUGACCCUACUUUGGUUCCUCUGAAUUCUGAUGAACACGAUGAUCAAGUCACUUACUGGACUAAUCCAUCCCCUCAAUACCCUCCACACUUCAAAGUUAUUCUUAAAGAGUAUAUUAAAGAGAUGGAAAAGCUAGCCUUUACGUUGCUAGAGCUCAUAGCUCUUAGCUUAGGAGUUGAAGCAAAGAGGUUUGAAGAAUUCUUCAUCAAAGAUCAAACUAGCUUUCUUAGACUUAACCAUUAUCCUCCAUGCCCUUACCCUCACCUUGCUCUUGGUGCUGGUCCACAUAAGGAUUCUGGUGCCUUAACUAUUCUUGCCCAAGAUGAGGUUGGAGGACUUGAAGUGAAGCGGAAAACAGAUCAACAGUGGGUUCUUGUGAAACCCACACCAGAUGCUUAUAUUAUUAAUGUUGGUGAUGUCAUUCAGGUUUGGAGCAAUGAUGCCUAUGAGAGUGUGGAGCACAGAGCGAUUGUGAGCACAGAGAAGGAAAGGUUUUCUAUUCCCUUCUUUUUAUUCCCAGGAUAUGACGCUGAAGUCAAACCUUUUGAAGAGCUUAUAAAUGAGCAAAACCCUUCAAAAUAUAGGCCAUAUAAAUGGGGAAAGUUUCUUGUUCACAGAAAAGACAGCAAUAUCAAGAAACAAGAUGUGGAGAAUCUUCAAAUUUAUCAUUAUAAGCUACCCUAGAGCUAGACAGUUUAACAAAAUAAUGGUCAUGUUUUUAGUGCAUAUGUUAAGGAAUUAAAUGUGAAAGAUUUAUCUUAGAAAUUGUGCAUUCAAUAUUUAAACGUUUAAAAACAAAUUAUACUUUUAAUUUCAUUCA